CCGAAGCUCCGACCGAACGCAUUCGCGCGACGCGUCGGCCCCGAAACGAAAUCAGAAUCAGUCUCGCAAUGGCGUUAGUGCAAGGAGGUUGUGUGUUCGUUUAGUUUAUUGCAAACCCGAGCGGACACCGGCCCAAAAUAUUGGCCUGUCUAUACCUGCUCGAAUUACUGGAAACUAUUUCUCGUGAUUCACAACAGUUACCCCGUACUUUACAACGACGGACAGUCAAAUUUUGGUUCGAUAUCCACUCAGGGCAGUUGAUUUCAAGAUCAUGCUCAUCUCUUCAUAGUUCCUGCUACGUUUAAGUGUUUGUGUUUUGUGUACUUUAGUGUUAUUGUGACAGUGUCAAGUGUUGAGUGAUGGAUCCCGGAUCGCCUACCGUGAUGUGGCCGCUGCGGAUGAGCAAGCCUGAUGUGACAGGUCCGGUUGCUCCUGGGGGCGAAGACACGAAGGCUGACGAGAGGUCGCAGUCGCCAUCCCUGGCGGAGCGACUGUCGGCAGCACCCUCGCCCACUAGCCCAGCGCCAGCCAGCCCCAGUCCUCCGCAACACCAGUUCCAAGCCUCUCUGGUCGCUGAGAAGUACCUCCUCCUAGAACAAGUCGAGGGUUCGUCGCUCUGUCGAUGUGUGGAUGUGCGCACACAAGAGGAAUACGUUUGCAAAGUAGUAUCAAGGGACUGUAGUAGCUUAUUACAAGCCCACUACCGCCUCGACGGACAUCCACAUGUCAAUCCCAUCCACGAAGUUCUGGUUGGAGACAAACGAGUCUACCUAAUAUUCCCUCGCUCGCACUCAGAUCUACAUUCGUAUGUCAGAGCGAGAAAGAGGUUACGAGAACAUGAAGCUAGGAGACUCUUUAGGCAAAUGGCGGAAACUGUAGCAGCGUGUCACGAACAAGGAAUCGUGUUACGGGAUCUCAAAUUGCGGAAAUUCGUCUUUGCCGACCCUCAAAGAACGACGCUGAAAUUAGAAUCGUUAGAGGACGCAGUUGUGCUCGACGACCCUGAGGAAGAUCUCUUGCAAGACAAGCGCGGCUGUCCUGCGUACGUGUCGCCGGAGAUCCUGAGAGCUCACCGGACGUACUCGGGCAGAGCGGCCGACAUGUGGUCCUUGGGAGUCAUACUGUACACCAUGCUUGUUGGAAGGUAUCCCUUCAACGAUUCCGAGCACGCGUCCCUUUUCGCUAAGAUAUCGCGCGGCUACUUUGUUGUACCCGAGAUUUUGUCGUCGCGGGGUAAGUGUUUGAUCCGCUCGCUGCUGCGGAGGGAAGCGGGCGAGAGGCUCAGCGCCCGGGACGUGCUGCGGCACCCCUGGCUGGCGAGGGACCCCAGGAACGAGCUGCCGCCACGAGCCGCCGCGGCCAGCUACCGCCUGGUGCCCGACGUGGACUCGGAGAUGGACGUGGACUGUGUCUAACCUGGCCUGCCACCCGACGCGGGCGUCGGACGCUUCCAUAUCCAGCCAGGCAGAAGACAGAUCGGUCUACAGUUAGCUUGCGGUCACUCACUGAAUAUUUGACGUGUUAAGUAUCCCGAGCCAAAAAUUAAGGUCUCUAGCGAGAUUGUUAGUAUAUACGAGCGGCUGGUCCGCGUGUCUGUCACUUUAUUUAUAUAUGUAGUAGAAGUAUCGACUGUAGCGCUAAGAGUCACAUUGUUUGUGCGGAUUUUAUUGGCUACUGUGCGUUCCAUGAAGGCAUAAUUUUGUGAAAUUUUUACUGUUGCAUAUUAAAUUCUAGUUUCCAUAUUUUUUAUUAAUCAUCAUGGAUACAGAGUUGAUAAUCGACAAUCGGAACGCACGUGUCGAGGCUUCUACAGCUGUUAAUGUAGUCUAAAUGUUCGUAAUGACAGAAUAAGUGAGACUGAUAACGCGAUCCAUCUCCGGGGUGAGUUGUCGCCGUCAGUGACGUCACAACACCACGCUGCGACGGGUCGAGUUCUCGAGCGUUAUGUUAACUAUUACUUACGUUAUUUCAUGAUAAGUCUAAUGUAAUCAAUUUGACAUCAGUAUAGAUGGAUAUAUUGCAUUGAAGUUGUCGCAUAGCUGUAGGGUUCGGCUUGUUUCAAUAGAGUUUUACGUUUUCGAUUAUAUAAAUUUAGAACAUUAACGAUCAUCCGAUGUAAUUGAAAUUGUUUUUAUUGAAAUCCUAUUGAAACAGGCCAGUGUGUAUAUAUUGUAUUUAUAUGAAAGUUAUAUCAUUUGUGAUCUCCACCGAAUGUUAUUUAUCGUAUAGUCGAUGCCAUCGUAUACACGUUGCUUCCAUCAGAGAUAUUAUAUUGAGUUAGCGUCGUUGAUUGUAUGUUUUCAAUGAGUCCAGUUGUUAUUCUUUAUAUUUCGCACCACCAUGUACCGAAUAAGUUGAGUUUGGUCUGUGCCAUUUAUUUAAUUUAAUUUAUUGUUGUUAAUCGUACGACAGGCACUUCUUCCUAUUAAAUUAUUCAGUUUGGUACUUGGUGUUAUCGUUGGUUUAAAUCAUUUUCUGUUAAAUUAACUUUAUACAACAAUCGGUUGUUACCAUUUCUGUUAUUGUGAUCAAUUCCGAGUUCUGUAUUUCUUACUUUUAAUAAGAAAGUGUGGCUUUCAAAUAGUCAAGUCUUUCAGUGAUGAAAGCGUUUUGUACAAUACUAGUUGUCUGUAAAUUACUAUUUGUAAUAACAAUUAAUUUAUACAAUUGUAAAUAGAGCUAAGAUAUUAUAAGAUUAUCAAAAAAGGAAGAAUGAUAGAGGGAAUAAAUAAUUUAAAAAUUA
Leptidea sinapis is the source of this 2743-nucleotide messenger RNA. RefSeq names its product tribbles homolog 2-like. The transcript is spliced from 5 exons. Gene Ontology annotation, molecular function: ATP binding; protein kinase activity; mitogen-activated protein kinase kinase binding. NCBI's taxonomy places the organism in Eukaryota, Metazoa, Arthropoda, Insecta, Lepidoptera, Pieridae. Gene Ontology annotation, cellular component: nucleus. The coding region runs from base 360 to 1415 and encodes 351 amino acids. Gene Ontology annotation, biological process: protein phosphorylation; regulation of MAP kinase activity; positive regulation of proteasomal ubiquitin-dependent protein catabolic process. The record is from RefSeq and is a predicted model, not a curated record.